This is a messenger RNA of Sorghum bicolor (sorghum), 914 nucleotides long. RefSeq lists its product as uncharacterized. The transcript is spliced from 2 exons. NCBI's taxonomy places the organism in Eukaryota, Viridiplantae, Streptophyta, Magnoliopsida, Poales, Poaceae. The coding region runs from base 220 to 501 and encodes 93 amino acids. The record is from RefSeq and is a predicted model, not a curated record.
AAUUCAGUUUGGUACUCUGCGCGGCAACUAAGCUCAAAACCACCCGUGCCUCUAAAAUUCCCCAAUCUUAUCUCCCACCGCACCACAGCUCCUUAUCCUCUGGUUCUCCAACGUAUGAACACGAUGAUUUCAGGCGGCGGCGCAUCCACAUAGUCUCACUGCUUCCGGCUCCCCGAUCCUCAUUCUUGCAUCUUCAUUCUUCGGCCUAGUUGAGCGACGAUGGCAGACGGCGGUCCUCUACUUCUGGCGAGAAGCGGCAGGGCAGGUGCCGGGGACGUGCCCCGCAAGGAGGCGAGAGCUGUUGGGGCCUGCUGCUGGCCUGGGACGAUGACCGAUGGCUACUGCAUCCAGCUGCUAGGGCCGGCCAAGGGAGGUUGGAAAGGGCCGCCGUGGAGCGCGCAGCAGCUCUGUCACAGCGCCCGAGCGCCGACAUGCAGUCCAUUAGUGCGACCAAAGGUAUGCAGUGGCUGGUCAACUAACCCAAGAAAGAUAUGUAAAUAGCUUUGGAGUAGUUUUUUGGAGCUUUUGAUAGGUAGAAUGCCUGCGGACCAUAAUGCCUAGAGGCUAGCAGAGCCUGGUAACUUGGUUAUGUUCACUUGAUAAUUUAGUGCCAGAGGGUCUAUGUUAAACCUGUAUGGUUUACACAACUCUUAAAUGGGCAGAUUGUAGAUGGCAAAGAUAGCCACCUGCAGCAGAACGUCCAUGUGCACAACAAGCAACAGAUGGAUAAUGAGGGAGGCAUGGAAGAAGGUAGUCCAGUCACAGUGCCAAUUCCCACUUAGCCUCUGAAAACAUAUAAACUUCUCUGAACCAGUUGGCAUAUAAAUUUCAUCAACCAAUUUGCCAAUGUUGUGGUGCCUGAUCGUUUGCCCUGAUGUUUUUUAUGCUUGUGCUAGAAAAUUAUCCUACUCUUA